Molecule: messenger RNA, 1482 nt
Organism: Penicilliopsis zonata CBS 506.65
Lineage: Eukaryota; Fungi; Ascomycota; Eurotiomycetes; Eurotiales; Aspergillaceae
Exons: 3
Coding region: 1-1482 (493 amino acids)
Molecular function (GO): oxidoreductase activity, acting on the aldehyde or oxo group of donors, NAD or NADP as acceptor
Source: RefSeq, a predicted model, not a curated record
AUGUCUCUCCACUCUCCCCUGUCCCUCCAUAUCAACGGCGCUGAGGUGCCCUCCACCACCGGUGAGACUUUUACCGUCUUCAACCCUAUGACCGGACAGCCGCUGUUCGAAUGUGCCUCCGCCGGAGUAGACGACUAUGCUGCAGCCAUUGGCCAUGCCCAGAAGGCAUUCCAGAGCUGGUCAGCCACCCCUCCCUCGAUACGCCGCAAUAUUUUUCUGCGUGCUGCGGACAUCCUAACAAGCUAUCUCGAGACCGACGCCCCGGAGAUCCUGGCUAACGAGGUCUCUGCCGUGAAGUCAAUGGUCAGAUUGAACGUCCUUGCCUCGGCGGCGAUGCUCAGGGAAAGCGCCGGUCUGGUCACACACAUCAAGGGUGAGAUUGUCCCUGCGGACCGAUUAGGGACGACGAUCAUGGUGAUGAGAGAGGCGGUGGGGGUUGUCUUUGCGAUAAGCCCAUGGAAUAUGCCGGUCAAUCUUACGGUCCGCGCCAUCGCCACGCCCCUCAUUUGCGGCAACACGGUCAUCCUCAAGCCAUCUGAAUACAGCCCCAAAUCUCAGCAUCUCGUCGUUAGGGCAUUGAAAGAGGCCGGGCUACCUGCAGGCUGUCUCAACUUCUUGCCAUCAAGUCCAGGCAACGCACCCACGGUGACGGAGUUUGCAGUCAAGCACCGCCUGGUGCGCCGGGUGAACUUUACAGGCAGUGACCGCGUGGGCAAAAUCAUUGCCGGCUGGGCUUCCACAUGUGUCAAGCAGUGCCUGCUUGAACUCGGCGGCAAAGCACCCGCCCUGGUACUGGAAGAUGCAGACCUGGACGAUGCAGUGGAGGCGGUCCUGUUUGGCGGGCUCGCCAACAGCGGGCAAAUAUGCAUGUCCACUGAGCGUGUGAUUGUGCACUCGGCCAUCGCCGAUGCGUUUGUCGAACUGCUCCUCCGCCGCGUCGCGCAGAUCAAAGUCGGCAACCACCUGGAAGACCCUAGCGUCUCCCUGUCCGGCCUGUACUGCGCGGCCGCGCCGAAACGCAUCCUGGACCUGAUCGCCUCCGCCGAGGCAUCGGGCGCAACCCUCCUACACGGUGACCGACAGGUGUCUGGCCCCAACGGGACCAUCCUCCAGCCGCAUAUCCUUGACCGCGUCGCCCCCUCAAUGGCCAUUUUCCGUGAGGAGACCUUCGGCCCGGUCCUGUGCCUGACGCGGGCCGCGUCUACGGCCGAGGCCAUCGACAUCGCCAACGACUCCGAGUAUACCCUCUGCGCCAGCGUGUUUACCCGCGACGCCCUGGCCGGCAUGGAGAUCGCCGCCAAAGUGCGCGCCGGCAGCUGCCACGUCAACGGGCCGACGGUGUAUAUCGAGCCCACGCUUCCCAACGGGGGAACGGGAGGUCGCAGUGGGUAUGGGCGGUUUGGCGGCAUGGCGGGCGUGGAGGAAUUUACGGAGAAGAAGAUUGUGAGCCUGGUCAAGCCGGGAAUGAAGUAUGCUUUUUAA